Molecule: messenger RNA, 387 nt
Organism: Fraxinus pennsylvanica
Lineage: Eukaryota; Viridiplantae; Streptophyta; Magnoliopsida; Lamiales; Oleaceae
Source: the annotation of a GenBank genome assembly
AUGUCAAUCCUUCCGCUAACUAAGGUAAAAAUAGGGGUUUUACUAUGUGAACAGCGACCCCGAGAGGCAAUUGAUCGUGAAAAGGAGCUGAAUUUGUAUAGGAGUAGGUCGGCUCCUCCUACUGUUGAGGGUUCACCGAGCGUCGUUGGUGGGUUGUUUAACCAUGGUGGUGUUGUUGGUGGCAACAGUGACAAUAGCUCUGCCUUUGCUAAGUAUGCAAUAAAUAAGAGUGGUAAUGGUUUCAUGUUAGAGGAGGAGCUUAGGUCUGAUCUUGCAUAUUAUCUUACUAUUACUCGAAUGUCAAUCCGAACCCAAGGUUACCACCUCCUUUGUUGUCCAAGGAGGAUUGGCGGUUUACAUAGAGGUUACAAGGAGAGAAUUCGAUGA